GAGCAGAUCCAGCUUGCUUUCUGCUGGCUUGGCUCCGAGUGAGAAUUGUUUGUCGCACGAAUUCCAUUCAAGCUGCUGCUCGUGCUGCUGCCACUACUACUUCUGCUUGUACGAUACCAACUCUUAUCCAAAUCCAGACACAAUGAAGCUCACUAUGAAAUCCACCCUCUUCGGUCUUCUUGCACUGGCGAACAGUCCCUCGAUGACGGGCGCCUUUGCCCCUUCUGUUCGAUCCUCGCCGUUCGCUCCGUCCCUGCUCAAGGUACGUGCCUUGUGUUGUGUCGUGUUGUGCUGUGCCAAUACCAACACCUGCCGAGCCGUCGAUCGCCGAGCCGUGUUUGGGUGUGCGUUGCUGGCUUGCUUGCUGGUAGGCAAGCUCGCUUUUGCGUUCGCUGUGCAUCCAAUGCGUUGUGUGUUACAGUAUUUGCUGUUUGUCGUUUGUCGUUUGUCGCUUGUUGUUUCUAAUCCAACCCUUGCCGUCCCUUCCCCGCCGUUUGCCUUCGCUUCGUCUCGUCUCGUCUCGUCCCUGCUCCGCUCCCUCACCACAGGCGGCGGAGAGCGAGGUGUCCUUUGGAGACCUCGACGGGAGCGACGUCCGCAUCGGGAUCAUCCGCACCCGGUGGAACGACGAGCACGUGACGAACCUGGUCGACGGCUGCAAGGAGGCCCUGAAGGAGUGCAACGUCAAGGAGGAAAACAUCUUCGAGACGAGCAUCGCGGGGGCCUACGAGCUGCCGCUCAGCGCAAGAUUCCUGGCGCUCAGCGGGACCGUCGACGCCAUUGUCACGGCGGGGGUCCUGAUCAAGGGGGAGGUACGUGAAUGUUAACGUGAAUUUUAAUGUGAAUAGUGGUGACCGGUUUUGGCUUGGUUUUGGUGUGGCUUGGUUUUGGUUCUUUGGUUCGUGUUGGCAAGCGUUGCCUUUUCGAAAGAAACGACGCGUUGUCUUGCGUUCUGCCGCGUUGCACCAAAGCCAUUCCUGGGAACGAGCACAACAAAACGAUGCGAUGCGAUGCGAAACGAGUCAACAACACGAUCGUUUCCUUUCGUUCUAUUCGAAUCGAAUCCAAUCAAUUCGGCUCGGUUCCUUUGUGUCGGCGGAACGAAAACGGAACAAAAACGAAACGAAAAACGAUCCGUGCGUUCCAUCCGUCCUGUCUGUCUAUCACUCACCCACUGCGCCAUCCGAUCCGUUCCCACGCAACACAACGCAACACAACGCUAAAUAACGCAACGCAAAAUAACGCAACGCAACAGACCAUGCACUUCGAAUACAUCUCCGACGCCGUCUCCUCCGGCCUGAUGAACGUCCAGCUGCAAACGUCCUGCCCCGUCGUGUACGGCGUCCUCAACUGCAUGAACGAGGACCAGGUGAAGGCCCGCAGCUCCGGGGACAACAACCACGGGUACGACUGGGGAAAGACCGCCGUCGAGAUGGCCCUCCUGCGCAACGAGGCCCUCAACAUCAAGGCGAUGGGCGGGUCCGAGAACAAGCUGGCCGACGUUGGCUUUUCGAAGAAGGAAGCCUCCGAGGGAGCGAGCGAAAAAAAGGCGMCCGGAUUUUUUUAGAGGAGAGAGAGAGAAGAGAGAGAGAGUUUUCGGGACACGGAGGGAACGAACGAGCGACAAAAUGGCGGUGGCCGAUUGGGUUUUUCCGAACAAAUACCACAACACAACCGCUAUGCAACUAGCCUGCCUCGCCACCCAUGCGGUACCGCUCUCUACAAUCUCGAUCUACCAGGUGGCAGGAAUCGUUCGUUCGGUGAUGCUCCAUAGAAUAUUGAUACAAUGAUUAUGGUACAGUAAGACUAUGAUUAGACUACGUAU
Molecule: messenger RNA, 1825 nt
Organism: Pseudo-nitzschia multistriata
Lineage: Eukaryota; Bacillariophyta; Bacillariophyceae; Bacillariales; Bacillariaceae
Source: the annotation of a GenBank genome assembly